Messenger RNA from Salvia miltiorrhiza (redroot sage), 836 nucleotides. RefSeq names its product probable WRKY transcription factor 51. Gene Ontology annotation, molecular function: sequence-specific DNA binding; DNA-binding transcription factor activity. Bases 84 to 611 code for a protein of 175 amino acids. The record is from RefSeq and is a predicted model, not a curated record. The transcript is spliced from 3 exons. Lineage: Eukaryota; Viridiplantae; Streptophyta; Magnoliopsida; Lamiales; Lamiaceae. Gene Ontology annotation, biological process: regulation of DNA-templated transcription.
AACUUCUCCCCUCAUAACAAGAAGCUCACCAAAAACACACACACACACUACUAUUAUAUACCAAUGCCACACACACACAGCCGAUGAUCAUGGCUGAGAACUACCACAACACAAACAUCUCCGGCGCCUCUUCCGGCUCCGGGGGCUCAUCGGCCCACGCUCGUGGGGGCCACGGCCACGAGCCCGGCUUUGAUUUUACCAACUUUGAUGCCUGGUUUGAUGGUUUUCCGGCGGAUUUCUCCUCAUUUUCUCAUCUACUGAAUUGCAUGCCCAACGAGCUCGAGGCUGAAUCCGGAGACGCGAGCUACACGAGUAGCUUCUCCGGGGAAACUACGAUCAACGGAGAGAGUGGGAGAGAGAGGGAGAGGAGAGGAAUCAAAGAGAAAGUUGCUUUCAAGACUAAAUCAGAAAUUGAGAUAUUGAAUGAUGGAUACAAGUGGAGAAAGUAUGGCAAGAAGAUGGUGAAAAACAGCCCUAAUCCAAGGAAUUACUAUAAAUGCUCGGUUGAAGGGUGCCCGGUGAAGAAGAGAGUGGAGAGAGACAAAGAAGAUCGACGAUACGUUGUGACAACCUACGAGGGAAUCCACAACCAUGAAGGUCCAACAAUCUAGCUAGGGUUAUAUCAAUAAAUUUAAAUUUGAUUUCAUGAAAUUAAUAUAUAUGUUGAAUUUAAGUUAGAUUUUUUUUUUUUUUACAGCUUGAUCACCUGCAGAAGUAGAUGUAAUGGCAGCUUAAAAUAGAUAUAAGCAGGAUAUUUUGCUUUUUUUAUUUAUGUUAUAGCAUUGUACUUGUACUAUUCCAAUAACUUAGCAUUUGAUGAAAUUGUAUUAAUUAAG